GGUGUAGUAUGUUUUGCCUCUGCCGCCAUCUACUGUUUGUUUGCGUGUAUAUCAUUUAUCGGGUCAUCCAGGUGAAGAGAUCGACUGGUCGAGUCUGCGCAGGUAGUUCAAGGAAGAGCGCAAAAGUUGAGACUUGGGCGUAAACAAAAUCUACUUUAACGCAACAAAUACGGACGAGCGCUUUCGAGGAAACACUUUGAUCACAAAUCGGUGUCUUUAUUUGCACCAGCUUUGGGUGGUACGAUGAAACUGUUGAAAAAAUAAUUCGUGACAUUUCCUUAGUCUUAUCAGUGUCCAAGUGGGUUAACUUCUUGUACUUUCGGAAUUAUGUGUCGACGUUGGCUUCUGGUGACAUAAAGGAUUGUUUUCGGCUGAAAGGGGAAGAGGACCCAGUGGAAUUUAUGUGACAGAUAUUUUAAUUUGGGGCCUAUUAAGGCUUUGAUGUCUGCGUGACCAUGCUGCUUCGUCUUCACCACCUCCUUGUCCUCGUCUUCUUCACCUGUGCAGACCUGGCCUGUGUUAACAGGUUACCCUCCUUAGAUGAGGACAGGUCAGAAGACGAAGUGUUUGUGGACGAAGGGGAGGCAAAGUCAUUCUUGGGUCGUCGUCUGCAGUUUAACCGGUUCGACUUUGAGAUUUUCGUCCCUGGUAACUUGGAAAGGGAGUGUUUUGAAGAAGACUGCAACUAUGAAGAAGCAAGAGAGGUCUUUGAAGAUGUCCCAGCUACAAAUAAAUUUUGGAACAAAUACACUGCAGAAAAAGACAAGCGACCCACAAGAGUCGACAUUACUUCCCUUCUGGUGGCACUGAUUGCUGUCGGAGUUAUAUUUGUCCUCGUGGGCCUACUCAGCUGGUAUUUUUGUCCAAGCAAAUGUAAGGAUGACUUCAGUCGAGCAAGCUCAGUAAGGGUUCGUCCCAGGAGGAGCAACGCCUCCGUCAUAAUACGUCGGUUAGAGGAAGUGUCUUUACAGCCUGUGCUCCCACCUCCGCCUCCAAUGGAUGAAAUCGAACUCCCGGGACUGCCCUCUUAUGAGCAGGCCAUCGCAAAAAGCGGGCAACAUGAUGCCCCACCUCCACCCUAUCCUGGGUCACGACAUGGAAGUAUUCGUCGGUAGAGUCUUCAGGAGCUUCCCAUCUACUCUUACACAAAUACACGAUCACGAGAUGCCUCAUUUAUCUAUCCUUUAACGCUCACAUAUUUUUAGUUAAUUCACUUUAAAUCUUAACAUUACAGACCUAAUAAGUAUUGACGGAUCAGAUUGUACUAUUCUCUUUGUGCAAUAAUCCAAACCUUGAAUUUUAACAGAAACAGCAGUUAAAAUAACGAAUUACAUUUAAAGGUUGACUUUGUUAGUGACCUUAUUUUCAGGUUCUUUGUGAUAAGACUAAUUGCUUUGCCCGUUUUUCUGCUUUGAUUUGUGAGCAAAAGUUUUAGAUAUAGGUAGGUAGAUAUAACUAGUUGGCAGAGACCCAUUAAAAAGAUUUCCAUUCAUUUCAAAGAUGAUUUUAAGUAUAUUUUUUUUAUGAUGAAUUAAGUGAGUUGUCGCUAAACAAAUUAAAUUGGUGAAUGAUGGUACAACUGUUGGGAUGCUUCUUACCUUGUCACAAUGUCAGAUCAUGCACUUCCUGUCUCAUUAGGUGAUUGCAGACUUAACAUUAUUUCUAUUGAAAUUUCGGUAUGGUAAAUAUCGCUUUACAUGCCCAUAUACAGUAGACGAGUGCAAGACUGAGAACGAUCUGGAAUGUGACAUCAUGCGAGAGUUUUCUUCACGGUGAGAAAAAAAGCCUACAGUUGGUACAACCAAUUUAUAGGAGCAAGAAAUCAUGAAUCCUUUUUGAACCGACAAGACAAAUUUCAUGACACACUGACCAAACUCCAAAAUAUAAUAUGAUGCUAAAUUUCUUGUCAUAGAUACGAAAUUUUCAAGAGUACCAUGCAUACUUAAAUCAUACCUUGAGACUAAUGUACUAAUUCACUGUUUUUAAUUCUCAUUACAUUACAGCACUUUACAAAGACCAUCAAAUAUACUGUAUCUAAGAGUUAACAGCACUCGAGGAUGCAUUGAAUUUAAAUUGAGUGUUAUAAGUUCUAUUUGUUUCGAUUAUGUUUUUACAAAUGAUUUAUUUUGGGCGGAUUGCUUCCAUCUCAUAUCAAUAAAUUGAUUCUAAAAUACAUGUAGCCUUUUAAUCACCUCUUAUGUCACAUGGCUUUUAGUUUCACUGUUGUGUGUAUUAUAACUUGUCCACUCUGUCUGUUCCCAGCCGUCAUUACGCUAUACUGGAAGUAGCCUGACUUCUUGUUUUCUUAUUUAUUCCGAACUAGCUGUCCAGCUCUCAUGAUCAUUAUGGCAUACAAUAUUAAGAAAACAAAACAAGAAUACUGGCCUAAGACUUGAGUCAAACAUUUUAGAAUAGCACCUUUUUCAGUUUUUUAGUGAAAAGCCAACAGUUCAAAUCUUUGAAAUUGUACAAAUGUAAGGUUCUAUAUAUUAAUAAGUAAUCUACAUGUACAAUGCACACAAUUUCAGUUAAGGCACAGUCUCAGGACUUGAAACAUCAAUGAAUGAAAGGAAAGUGAAGUGCCACACAAAGAACACCAGGAGUGUUUUCAGCUGUUACACCUGCCACUGGCGGCUACUCAUUCAAAACUUUACAAUGCAUUAUUUAAAAUAGAUUACGUCAAUGACUUUUGCAACUUGAAUUACGUUCUGUGUUUACAGAAUAAGUGCAAGAAUUAAAAACA
Molecule: messenger RNA, 2743 nt
Organism: Corythoichthys intestinalis (scribbled pipefish)
Lineage: Eukaryota; Metazoa; Chordata; Actinopteri; Syngnathiformes; Syngnathidae
Gene: prrg4
Product: proline rich Gla (G-carboxyglutamic acid) 4 (transmembrane)
Exons: 6
Coding region: 456-1115 (219 amino acids)
Cellular component (GO): plasma membrane; extracellular region
Molecular function (GO): calcium ion binding
Source: RefSeq, a predicted model, not a curated record